UGAAGGGGAGGGGCCAUGGUUGACAUAUUUCGAGUUCCGAAUCAGCUGCCUGACAUUUUGCUUUCGUUGUUCGAGCAAGCAGGAAGUGAGUCAGCAGAAAUCAAAAUCAUGGCUAAUUAUCCCGGGAUGUGCUUAGUGUUCUGUUUUGCAAUAUUUGGAUUGGGCUCUGCCAUCCGCUGUUUCACAUGCAAGGAUAACACAGGGAGCUGCACAAAUACACAGGACUGCCCUUCUGACGAUGCCUGCCUGACACUGACUGAGACAGGGGGACAGAUCACUCGGCAGUGCAUCAAGGGCUCUGAUUGCGACUUCAAUCGAUUGGCCCAGAUGUUCCCAUCUGUACCAAAAUUCACCUUUGGUUGUUGCUCCAAUGACCUAUGCAACGGAGCCACAUCCAUUGGCACUGGCAAGCCCUUGCUGGGCCUUCUUGCCUCAUUGGCAGUGAUGUGGUGGUGUAUGCAGUAACCUCUCCUCAUACGUUUUAGAAGCCCUAAUGUUGCCAUUCGACUCAACAGAAGCCACUGAUGGAACGGCAAGCAGGAAGAUGUGGGCUAAUGGCUCAUGCUGUAAUUCUGCCGUACUUUCCUGACUUACUGCUGCACAUUUGCAAUAUUGAUUUUGACUCUUUGCACUUAAUUGGAUUUUUAAAGCUUUCUAUGAUAACCUAUUUGUUGAUUACCAAUGCUUUGUGCUUCAGCCCAAGGGCUGAAAAUAGGAAACGUGCUCACAGAUGAGUUUGGAGAAGGUAUAUCAUUCAAACAAUCCUAUUUUGAGGCUUGUAAAAUAGACUAACACUUUCCAUCUAAGUGGGUUUGCUCAGAAUUAUGACCAAGUAUUGCACCAAUAGGUUGUCUAUAGUUUGCUGACCAAAGUUACUAUAAUGUGCUUAAAUGUAAGGGAUACUUUGAGAAAUAUUUGUCUGAUUGAGUGGACAAAGUAUUGUAUAAUUAAAAAUGCAAAUACAUGA
Salvelinus namaycush (lake trout) is the source of this 967-nucleotide messenger RNA. Its product is annotated as CD59 glycoprotein-like. Bases 16 to 465 code for a protein of 149 amino acids. The transcript is spliced from 4 exons. NCBI's taxonomy places the organism in Eukaryota, Metazoa, Chordata, Actinopteri, Salmoniformes, Salmonidae. The record is from RefSeq and is a predicted model, not a curated record.